Messenger RNA from Sorex araneus (European shrew), 2960 nucleotides. RefSeq names its product ring finger protein 112 (gene RNF112). Gene Ontology annotation, molecular function: GTPase activity; metal ion binding; GTP binding. NCBI's taxonomy places the organism in Eukaryota, Metazoa, Chordata, Mammalia, Eulipotyphla, Soricidae. Gene Ontology annotation, biological process: protein homooligomerization; endoplasmic reticulum organization. The coding region runs from base 252 to 2150 and encodes 632 amino acids. The transcript has 14 exons. The record is from RefSeq and is a predicted model, not a curated record.
CCAGUCAGUGCGGGACUGGGAUCCGGAGCCACUCCCGCUCGCCCUGCUGCCCGCAGCCGUCUCCACCCCUCCAGCCUCUUCUUUCAGGCACAUUGAUCUACCAGCUCCUCUCAUCCAGGGUCUGCUCCUCUGGGGAGCCUCCAGCCCCACCUGCCGCAGCCUGACCUUGCAGCAGAGAAGCCAUCCUCCUGCCCACUCUCCGGCCCCUGCUCUCGGUUUUGGGGGGACCAGUUCCCCACUGCCAGCAGCCCAUGCCGAGGUCGGCCUUGUCAGUCAUUUCCUUUUGUCACAGGCUUGGCAAACAGGAGAGAAAACGAAUCUUCAUGGGAAACAGCAGCAACAGUUGGUCCCAUCCGCCGUUCCCCAAGCUGGAGCUGGGGCUGGGCUCGCGAGCUGCGGCGCCCGGGGCCCGGGAGGUGCCUGCUUGCUCCAUCUGCCUGGAGCGGCCGCGGGAGCCCAUCUCGCUGGACUGCGGCCACGACUUCUGCUCGCGCUGCUUCAGCACCCACCGCGUCCCCGGCUGCGCGCGGCCCUGCUGCCCCGAGUGCCGCGAGGUGUGCGGGCGCCGGAAGGGGCUGCGGAGUCUGGGGGAGAAGAUGCGGCUGCUGCGGCGCAGGCCCGCGCCCCCCGCGCCGCAGGAGACCUGCACUGUGAGGGCGGAGCCGCUGCUCCUGGUGCGGAUCAACGCCUCUGGCGGCCUCAUCCUGAGGAUGGGGGCCAUCAACCGCUGCCUCAAGCACCCCCUGGCCAGGGACACGCCCGUCUGUCUCCUGGCAGUGCUAGGGGAACAGCAGUCCAGGAAGAACUUCCUGCUCCAGCACCUGCUUCAGGGCCUCCAGGGCCUGGAGUGUGGCGAAGGUGGUGGGCCCAGAAGUGGGGUCCCCCUGCCCAGUGUCAGGUGGGGGGCCAGCAGCCUCACCAGGGGCAUCUGGAUGUGGAGCCAGCCCUUCCUGCUGGGGAAGGAGGGGAGGAAGGUGGCUGUCUUCUUGGUGGACAUGGGGGAUGCCAUGAGCCUGGAACUGAGCAAGGAAACCAGGACCAAGCUCUGCGCUCUUACCACGAUGCUGAGUUCUUAUCAGAUUCUUAGCAGCUCACAGGAGCUGAAGGAUGCAGACCUGGAGUAUCUGGAGAUGUUCGUGCAUGUGGCUGAGGUGAUGGGCAAGCAUUACGGGCUGGUUCCAGUCCAGCACUUGGAUCUCUUAGUUCCAGACUCCUCCACCCUCAGCAAGGCAGGGCGGGGGCACAUGGGCGACAUCAUUAGGAGAUGCUCCAGCAAGUACCCCAGGGUUCAGGAGCUGCUUCAUGGGAGGAGAGCGCGCUGCUGCUUCUUGCCUGCUCCAGGGCGCUGGGCCAGCAGAGGCCCCAGGAGUCCGAGCGACACAGAUGACGAGUCCCACCACCUCCAUGCCUAUGUGGCGGAAGUGCUGAGUGCAGCCCCUCAGCACGCCAAGAGCCGCUGCCAGGGGUACUGGAGCCAGGGGCGCCCUGUGGCCCGGGGGGACAGACGCCUGCUCACAGGGCAGCAGCUCGCCCAGGAGAUCAAGAAUCUGUCGGGCUGGAUGGGAAGGACCGGGCUGGCCGUCACCUCCCCAGACGAGAUGGCCGCGCAGCUGCACGACCUGAGGACCGUGGAAGCUGCCAAGAGGGAGUUUGAGGAUUUCGUGUGGCAGCAGGACAUGGCCACCAAGCGCAUCUUCUCCGCGCUGCGCGUGCUGCCGGACACCAUGCGGGCCCUGCUGGGCACCCAGAAGGACGCGCUGCUGGCCCGCCACGGCGCCCGCCUGCGGGGCCCGGAGCGCGAGCGCGCGCGGGCCCUGGCCGCGCUGGACGCCGAGCUGCAGGCCGAGGCUAGGCUCUUCAUGGACUCCUACACCGUGCGCUUCUGCGGCCACUUGGCCGCCGUGGGGGGCGCCGUGGGGGCGGGGCUCAUGGGGCUGGCGGGCGGCGUUGUGGGGGCGGGCAUGGCCGCCGCAGCGUUGGCCGCAGAGGCGGGCAUGGUGGCGGCGGGUGCGGCCGUCGGGGCCACGGGCGCCGCGGUGGUCGGGGGAGGGGUGGGCGCGGGGCUGGCGGCCACGGUGGGCUGCAUGGAGAAGGAGGAGGACGAGAGGGGACAGGAAGGGGACCGGGAGCCCCUCCUCCAGGAGGAGUAGUCGCUCUGCGGGACAGAGGUGAGGGAGGGGAAGAAGGAAGCCCGGGAGGGGGCUGAGACACUGUUCCAGAUUCUCUGGCAGGGUAGCCAGCUGAGCCGAGCGUCCACGUGGCCCCAGAAACCUGGGGGACCGAGGCAUUGUCAGGAAAGAAGAUAAAUCCUGCUAGCUGCAGACAGUUGCUAACCUACCCUCGCCCCCAGAUUAACUUGACCCGAGCAACUCUCACCAGCCCUCGCUCCCAGCCUGCCUCCUUUUCCUGGGGUCAUGGAAAUACCAGCCUGGGCCUCUCCUCUGGGUGGACAGGGUCUGUUGUUUCCCACAGAAGUGAGUGGCCUUCCUGUGGGGGCCACGGCCCUGUUACAGAGCUGGGAAGGACACAGGAGCUGACCCCACCUCAAACACCCCGUGCGCUCGCUGUGGACAGAGGCCCAGAGUAGUGAAGCUCAUUCCUGUGCUCCUUCCCAGAGCCCAGGGUACCUGGUGGGGUCCCUGUGGGUGUGUCCUCUGGUGUGAGGUUUCUGAGGGGCAGGUCUGAAGGUGGAGCGCCCAUGUUCGUGCAAUGCCAACUAGCCAAAGAAUAACCCCUUGAGCUGCCUUCUGAGUGAAGCCCACAGCCCUGACAGAGCCUGUGAUGGUCCUGCAGGAGAGCCCAGGGCUCAAGGCCAUCCUGGGACCCAUCUUUCUCCCUGGGACCGGAGAACUUCACUGUCAUGUCAGCAGAAGACCUGCUGGGAGACUUCUGGGAUGUUAAGCUAUAAAGGGUUAUUGGGCACACUGUGUGAGAAAUAAAGUGUGUGAGCUUGAACGAUG